Cricetulus griseus (Chinese hamster) is the source of this 516-nucleotide messenger RNA. The record is from RefSeq and is a predicted model, not a curated record. NCBI's taxonomy places the organism in Eukaryota, Metazoa, Chordata, Mammalia, Rodentia, Cricetidae.
AGAAUGGAAGUUGAAUUGAAGUUACCUUCAGUACUAAAAGCAUGUCUUGUUGAGGACUGGGACUUGGUAAACAAGCAGAAGCAGUUAUUCCAGCUCCCUGCUGAGAAGAAUAUAGAUUAUAUUCUCGCAAACUAUGUGACUUUCGUGAAAUCACAGGGAAAGUCUGAUAAUAGAGAAUAUUCUGUUGAUGAACUUGUGUAUGGGAUAAGAGAGUAUUUCAACAACAUUCUGAGUACCCAGCUGCUCUGCCAGUUUGAAAAACCACAGUAUGCUGAAAUCCUCCUUGCUUACCCAGAUGUUCCAAUGUCUCAGAUUUAUGGGGCUCCACAUCUCCUGCGAUUAUUUGUGAACAUUGAGACUACAUUGGCCUAUUUGUCUCUUAAUAGCCACAGUCUUAUGUCAGUGUCCAGCUAUAUGCAAGAUUUCCUUAAUUACCUAGCAGAGAAUUCCACUUCUCUGUUUAAUGUGAGCAAUUACAAAGUGGCUUCGGUCGCAUAUUGCUUCAAAGCCCUGUGA